Molecule: messenger RNA, 1095 nt
Organism: Dovyalis caffra
Lineage: Eukaryota; Viridiplantae; Streptophyta; Magnoliopsida; Malpighiales; Salicaceae
Source: the annotation of a GenBank genome assembly
AUGGAAAGCAAAAGUUUUCUUCCAGUCAUAUGCUUCGUAUUUGUGGUUCUUGGCUUGGUAAAUGCAGAGGUUCCUGCUGUUUUCGUAUUGGGAGAUUCAACAGCUGACGUUGGGACUAACAAUUUCUUGCCAGGACACUUAGCAAGGGCAGACUUUCCUCCGAAUGGUAUCGAUUUUCCGCACUCUAAACCGACUGGAAGGUUCAGUAAUGGCUUAAAUAGUGCUGAUUUUCUAGCUAAGCUAAUGGGAUUCAAGAGAAGCCCAAUAACUUUCUUUGCUCUUGCUGCCAAUCCAAAAUUGCUCAAAAGGGCUUGCUUCAGAGGAGUAAAUUUUGCCUCUGGAGGGUCUGGCAUUCUUGACAAUACCGGGCAAACAACGUCAACCUUCCUGAACAGUGUUAAGAAUGUUGUCUCACUACGAGAGCAGAUUGAGCAACUUUCUGCAGUCUAUUCUAACCUUACUGCUAUUAAGGGUUCAGCAGAUACCGAAAUUCUUUUCUCAAAGUCAUUGUUCUUCAUCAGCAUUGGUAGCAAUGAUCUUCUUAGUUAUUACCAUUCAAACACUAGUGUACCCAAGCAAGAGUUCUUCUCUGCUUUGGAACAUGAAUACGAAAAACACUUGAAGAAUCUACUGAAGCUUGGAGCAAGAAAGAUUGGCAUUAUUAGUGUUCCACCAGUUGGUUGCUGCCCAUCUCAAAGGGUUUAUAAUGAAAGUGGGGGCUGUUUGGAGGGUUUGAAUGACCUUUCUUUAGAUUUUCUUUCAACAACCAAAGCUCUCUUGAUGAAGCUCAGCUCAGAAUGUACAGGUUUAAAAUACUCACUUGGAAACACAUUUGAGAUGACCAUCAAUGUGAUAGCCAACCCUAUUCUAUUCGGAUUCAAGGAGGUGCAAACUGCUUGUUGUGGGGUCAAGAGGUUCAACGGUGACGGCAUUUGCGACAACAAAGCUGACCUCUGUUCGAAUCGCCAUGAGUACUUGUUCUGGGAUUUAUUCCAUCCUACAAUGGCUGCUUCAAAAUUGGCAGCUCUAACCCUUUAUGCUGGUGAACCACGAUUUGUAUCCCCAAUUAAUUUCAAACAGUUGGCUGAGGCUUGA